This is a messenger RNA of Diuraphis noxia (Russian wheat aphid), 375 nucleotides long. RefSeq names its product tyrosine-protein kinase receptor torso-like. Lineage: Eukaryota; Metazoa; Arthropoda; Insecta; Hemiptera; Aphididae. Gene Ontology annotation, biological process: protein phosphorylation; cell surface receptor protein tyrosine kinase signaling pathway; multicellular organism development. Gene Ontology annotation, molecular function: ATP binding; transmembrane receptor protein tyrosine kinase activity; protein binding. Gene Ontology annotation, cellular component: signaling receptor complex; plasma membrane. The record is from RefSeq and is a predicted model, not a curated record.
AUGGAAACUAUUGCUUCUCAAUCAAUUUUAGCAAAUAUCACAUGCAAAAAUACACAGUUUGAUAAAGAUGAUAUAAAUGUGUUAGACAAUUUGCGGAUUUUGUGCCGUGAACUUGAUUCAUUAWCAUACGUAUGGACUACGAAGAAUAAAACUGAAGGUGUUAAAAUAAUUGCAGAAUUAAUACCUUUCGAUACAAUGGACAUGCCUAUGAUAUCAGAGACAAUUUCAUCAAACAUACGAUUCAAUAAUCUAAAGCCGAACACCAUGUACGCUGCUAAGUUCCGCAAGUUGAUCAACGGCACCACGUAUCACACAGCAGAUAUUCAGGUCCACCAGACAUUGGACGUUGGGAAAAAUAAAGGAUUGUUUUUGUGA